AUGUUGUACUCUGAAGUUAGUCCAGAUGCCUGUAUUAUCGGAAUUCCUUGUAUUUGGUCCAAUUCCUUGUAUUUGGUCCUGUACUUAUGGUUCGUGCAAGCUAAGUUCACUGCUAUUUGGUGACAUUUUAUGAAGAAACUUUGUUUAAGUUGGGGUGAAUGCUUAGAUUCAAUGAAAAAUGCUGCAGAUUGAUGUAAGGAUCAUUAGUCAAUCAUAUGAUCUAGAGAGGUGGACUCUUUUUGAGACAUUCUUAUUUUCCUACAGAGUGUGGGCGGUGAUAGUUUUUUAGUAGCCAGGGUAUGCUUAGCCUUAAUGUUGACUUGCAUGGUUUUGGUGAGAUUAAUGUUUGGGCAUAAUGUAAAUAAAAUCUGAGGCCAGAGCAAACACAGAAUAACUUUCCAGAAUUUGGUCCUUGACCUCACUGUAAGAAAGGACCGAUUCCUCCUUAGCAUCCGCCUUCUUUGUUACUAGUGUUACAACUAUAAUGAGGAUAUUCUUGCCACUUAUCUUUUUGCUUGGAUAUUCGUCAUUUAAACUAAUGUUUUUUGCAGUCAAAACAGGAGGUUAGAGCGAAGGACGAAGAAGCUAGUAGUGGUGAAGGGACGGUUGAUCCUGGGCAAAAUGAAGCACCUCACAGUUAUGUACAUCCAGUUGCAUUUGAUGCAGGUAGCAAGCGGUGCAGAAAACAAAAGAGUUCAAAAAAUAAAAGAAAUGGACUUUUUACUCCAGGAUCGAAUGAUGGUGAUGCUUUUUUUUUUUUUUGAUUAAUUAGUUUUCGCUGACUUCUAGUAUAGAAUCUACAGUUAUGUGUUUCUCACAAAAGCAUGCUUGGUUGCCCUCUCCUCAUGUUGUCCAGAUGCUUUGCAAUCCAUUAGUAGUUGCCGGUAUGAUAGUUCUUUAGGUAAGACAGCCUGACCACGUUCCCAAUGUUACAUUUCGACUGUUUUCAUACAUUUUUAGUUAAUAUAUUUUUUUCUCUUUAAUAUCCGUUAUAGGUCUGUUAACAAAGAAAUUCAUUAGUCUGCUUCAACAAGCAGAGGAUGGUACUCUCGAUUUGAACAAAGCAGCUGAUAUUUUAGAGGUAUAAGUUCCAUCAAAGCUGUUGACCAUCUCGACCUGCUAUUUUCUAUGCCUCUGUAUUUUCAUUGAGCUACUGUCGAAUUUGGUUCUUUAUUUUUUUUGUUGAUCUGAUAGGUUCAGAAGAGAAGGAUAUAUGACAUAACGAAUGUUCUUGAAGGAGUAGGACUGAUUGAGAAAAAGCUAAAAAAUAGGAUACGUUGGAAGUAAUUGUGCUCUCCUUGUUUAUUUGGUUUUAUAAUUUUAAUAUGGUACACCUUCUAACUGCACGUGAAAAAUAGGGGACUUGACAUGCCGAGACCGAAAGAGCUAGAGGACCAAAUUGGUGUUCUGAAGGUACACAUACUAAAAUAUGCUAUUUCACUGUAUUUUCAUUUAAUUUUUCGUGCUUUCUUUCUUCAUAUUUUUGCCUAGAUUUUCAAUAUUCAGCCAACAGGAGGAACAUAAUGUAUAUGAUAUUCUCAUGGGUUUAGAACUUUGAUGGCUGGUUAUUUGAUUUUGUUAUGCAUCGUGGUCCCUAGGGUUUUGUGUGGAUUUGGAAUGUAUCUUGCUUUCUUUAGCCCUUCUUGCUAGUCUUUAGUUUAGAAUAAUUCCCAAAAAAUUCUCUAAUCAUGUUAGUGGCUGCUAAUUAGUUGUACGAUAACCACCAAAUGUGCUGAAGUGCGCGAACAGUCUCGCAUUUUUUCCUCAUCGUUUGGGCAAUAUUCUGAUUACUAACAUCCCUCAAUCUUGAGAUCCUUUAUCGUGAGUUAAUCACAGAUCAAUUAUCGUGUAAAUAUAGUAAGUGUUGGUAACGAUUUGUAAGAGUACAACCAAACCAUAAAAUUAGUCGGCAUAAAUGUGCAUUCAUCAUUUUCAAUUAGUUCUUCUCGGCAAUGCUGUACAUCCUCUUCAAAGGCCUUUACCUACUCAUUUUGGAAUGCUGAGAUGGAAACCAUCAAUUUACGGAUACGUAUCUAUAUUAUAAAUGCACCCAUAAAGUAUGUAGUCUUCUCGAUUGCUUCAGAUGCGUCAGUCUUCUCCAUACAAUUGCCAAGAAAGGCAAUUACUACUAUCCAGUUUCAUUUUAUGAAGUUUUGUGGUCACACUGAGCAAUAUGCCAUGCAUGAAGUAAUUUUCAAAAUUUAUUUGGUGGAUGCCUUGUGUCCAAUCCGGAUGAAAGUUUGUUCGGGAAGCUUCCCAUCUUCUACUGUUCUCUGAAGUGGUGCAUUACGGUCAAAGAAAACUUUUUUUAUUGUCUUUUGGUGAUUCCGAUCUUCAUUUACCAACUGUGUAGUUAGUGUUUAUUUUCAUCUAUAGCUCUCGAGUCCUCAUGCGAAGAGUUAUUUUACGAUUUGCUUCAUGUGUGUCAGUAGAGUAUCUCGUAAAAGGUUACUCCAACUCGUCGUCCUAUUUUAUUUUAUUUUUUUCCAGAUCAGUAUACUUUAAAGAUAGCUUGCAAAGUCCUUCACUGAAGCUUGCUUCUCAGUGUUUAUAAGAUAGGAUCUACACUGUGAAUUGAACGGGCGGGCUCCAUUUCAUUGGGUGCUCCUUAAUUUUUAUCAACUCAUCUCCAACUUUCUAAUGAGUUGAUGCAUUGUUUGUGAAUUCUUCAUAAAUAUUUAUUCGACCACCAUAUUUUUUUAGAUUACAGAGUAUUGUUCUAGGCCUUGUGUAUUGGAUUCGUUGGCACCUUGAAAAUUUUCCAGUCAUAGUAGAAUAAAAGCUCGGUCGAAAUACUCUCUGUAGUCACAUCAGUGGUACAACUGCACUUUCCCGCUUCUUUUUAAUGGAUCUGUUGUGAAUCAUGUUCUUGACCUCGAAAGGGUUCCCUUCCUUUUUGCGAUCACCUUUACAUAAAAUCCUCUCGUCCCUCGUUGGGUCCUAAGACUCUAGGUUGAUGGGAUGAGGUUCAUCUUUGUUUCUCUUCAUUUUUGCAGGCUCAUGUUGAAAAUCUUUCCACAGAAGAAUACAGUCUUGACGGGAUGAUCAGGUAUACGGUUUUAAAUUGACUUUCUGAUUGUCUUCUCGAAAGUGACUAUCAGCUUUUAGUGCCUUCAUUUCAGUUGUGCUUACCAUGGUUUUCCUUCCUUUUUUUUUGGGGUGGGCAGGGAAACGCUGGAGAAUUUGAGGUUCUUGAGUGAAGAUGAAAACAACAAAAAGUAAUGUUGCCGGAACCCUCCUCGCCUCUCUCACUGUGCUAAUUAAUUCUUUUAUAUCGUAGCUAAUUGGAUCUCUAAAUCAUUCAGAUGGCUUUAUGUCACCCGUGACGACAUCAGCAGUCUACCCUGCUUUGCCGUAAGCAUGUCUUGUUCUAUACCUUUUUCUAUACUUCUACCGUUAUUCCUCCUGUUGAAGUUAAUCCACCUAUCAUCCUCUUAUUCUGAUGGUAGAAUGAUACGCUUGUUGCGAUAAAGGCCCCUCAUGGGACAAGUCUCGAGGUUCCAGAUCCGGAUGAGGUACGGGAGAACAAAAGAAUUUUUUUGGCCUCCUCCGUCUUCCUCCAAAAGUUGUAUACACAAGUACAUGUAAUUGAUGGGUUUGUUGUUGUGAACAGGCAAUUGAUUUUCCCAACAGACGGUACCAAAUCUAUUUGAGAAGUUCUGUGGGCCCCAUCGACUGCUAUCUAAUCAGGUGAGCUUUUUUAAUUAAUGGGAUGAAGGGGACCGUCUAAGAACACAUCUUCUGUUCUGAUACUUUGGGCUCGGUAGCUCCGUUGACAGCAACCCUGACGGCGGGUUGGAGGCCGCCACCAGCAGCCAUGAUCCACGGCAGGCGCCAAUGGAGGGCGUCUCCGUUGAGAAGGGCGAUGCCCGCGGGGAUGAGGGGCCUCCGCUUCUACCGGCCGAAUGCGCCACCUCCGAUGCGGAUGACAAGGUGGCUGGCCACACGGCUUAUUCAGACGCCCUUUGCUCGCAGGAACUAUUUGGUGGCAUUAUGAAGAUCGUGCCAUCAGAGCUCGACGUAAGUUUUGGGUGUGUGCGUAAAUGUAUAGGUUGGGCUUGGGAUUAAUGAUGACUCCAGCGGAAAUCGUCACCUCUUCUUGUUCUUGUUUGAAGCAGAGCAACGCCGACUACUGGCUUCUGUCGGACCUCGGAGGGAGCAUCACGGAUAUGUGGACAGAUUGUAUCCUUCAUGUCUAG
Messenger RNA from Spirodela intermedia, 4199 nucleotides. The record is from the annotation of a GenBank genome assembly. Lineage: Eukaryota; Viridiplantae; Streptophyta; Magnoliopsida; Alismatales; Araceae.